Pestalotiopsis fici W106-1 is the source of this 1224-nucleotide messenger RNA. RefSeq lists its product as uncharacterized. The transcript is spliced from 7 exons. Gene Ontology annotation, biological process: oxalate metabolic process. Lineage: Eukaryota; Fungi; Ascomycota; Sordariomycetes; Amphisphaeriales; Sporocadaceae. The record is from RefSeq and is a predicted model, not a curated record. The coding region runs from base 1 to 1224 and encodes 407 amino acids.
AUGAAGUCUCUUUUGAACGCGAUUGUGACGGUGCUGGUAAGUGGCCAGACAGCCGCUGCACUUGUCAGUGGUCGUGCAGGCGGAUUUGGUGAUGGCCAGCCCAUUGAUGGAAAUGGAAAAGGUGCCCCAAUACUGGGUGGCACAAACAAGGCUCUUGACCUGCAGAAUCCAGAUAACCUGGGUCAGCAAAGUACCGACAAUGGUGUUGUGCCUAAUUUGAAAUGGAGUUUCUCAGACUCCAAGACUCGCAUCCUCAAAGGUGGAUGGGUCCGUGAGCAAGUCGUCACAGACCUUCCCGUCAGCACCGACAUCUCGGCCGCGCAGCAACACCUCACCAAAGGGUCGAUCCGAGAACUUCAUUGGCACCGAGUGGCCGAAUGGGGUUAUGUCUACGCUGGCUCUGUUCUCGUCUCAGCCGUUGACGAGAAUGGCCAAUACCAGGUGGCAAAGCUCGAGGUCGGUGACGUUUGGUACUUUCCCAAGGGCGAAGCGCAUACUAUCCAAGGCCUCGAGGAUGAGAAUGAGUUCUUGCUUGUUUUCGAUGAGGGCAACUUUGAUGCUGUCGGAACUACGUUCAACAUUGAUGAUUGGGUAUCACACACACCCAAGUCUGUGCUUGCCAAGAAUUUCAAUCUUUCCGAGUCCGUGUUCGGAAGCGUCCCGUCGCCCAACCCAUACAUCCUCAACGCGACAGUUGCUACAGAGGAUGUCACGGGUGGCAAUGGAGAGUUGACUGGCAAUGCUUCUUAUGUCUACUACGCUAAAGACCACCCCCUCGAAAACGUCCCUGGACAUGGCGGUACACUGCGCAUCAUAGAUACCAAGACUUUCCCCAUCGCCACUACUAUCGCUGCGACUGUGGUUACCUUGUCGCCAGGUGGACUGCGCGAGCUUCAUUGGCAUCCUAAUGCUGCUGAGUGGCUCUACUUUCAUCAGGGCCAGGGCAGAGCCACAGUUUUCAUUGGAAACACCAAUGCGCGGACCUUUGAUUUCUCCGCCGGUGAUACUGCAUUGUUCCCUGACAACAGUGGACACUAUAUUGAGAACACUUCGCCCACGGAGGACCUGGUCUGGAUUGAAAUUUACAAGAGUGACCGGGUCAAGGACAUCUCACUUACCCAGUGGCUGGCUCUUACGCCCGCAAAUAUCGUUGCUGAUGUACUCAAGAUUCCUUUGGAUGUUGCCAAGUCUCUCAAGACGGAGAAACAGAUUUUGAUUGAAUAA